Arachis stenosperma is the source of this 1476-nucleotide messenger RNA. Its product is annotated as probable NAD(P)H dehydrogenase (quinone) FQR1-like 1. The record is from RefSeq and is a predicted model, not a curated record. Lineage: Eukaryota; Viridiplantae; Streptophyta; Magnoliopsida; Fabales; Fabaceae. The transcript is spliced from 7 exons. The coding region runs from base 804 to 1388 and encodes 194 amino acids. Gene Ontology annotation, molecular function: FMN binding; NAD(P)H dehydrogenase (quinone) activity.
AAACGCAAACUUCCCCAAAUUCAAGCUAGGUAUUCCUUGGUUGACUUCCUUUCUCUUCACCACCGCCUCCGUCCGACACCACCACCAUCGCCUACCCUCUCUCUCUCUCUCUCUCUCUUCCUUCUUCUCUUUCUUCCCCAUUUCUCUAUUUCUUCGUUCCUGCGUGCGACACCCCUGUUCGUGGAGUCACCCUCUGUACGCGUCUUCAAGCACCGACAAGCAACCACCAGCGGCGGCGACUUCUGUGCCACCGCGACAUCACCACCACCCCACUGCCUCUCCAUUCUUCUUCCUCCUUUCAUCAAUGCAGGCCAACACCAUGCAUUCACAAGGUUUUGAUUGAACAGUUGACAUCUUCUCUUUUGAAUAAUUUGCUUUUCUUGAUUUAUUAUGGAUUAGUUAUUGAAGAAAAGGAAAGAAGGGAGUUCUUCAAAGAAAUUCAUCCUUGCGCAAAAAGUUAGACAAGUGUAUUACAUGCUAUAUCCACAAGGUUGUAAGUCUAAUUGGAAGGUUGUGAUUACAUGUAAACCACGAAAAAUAAUGAAGGAGGCACAAAAUGAAUUUGAAACCGAGGUGUAUCAGAAUGAUGAGCCUCCACAUGCUAGGAUCAUUUCAGAAACUGAGUUUCCACCAUCAUUAGCAUCUACAUCAGGAGAUGUUGAUAUGAUACAACUUCAAGUAGCUGACCUCCAAGUUCCUAAUGUAAAUAAUGAGGAGGACGAUGACAUUGAGAACUAUGAUGACGAUGAUGCUUACAUUGAUGAUGAUGGAAGUUCAGAAUUCUCGGAUUGAGGUACUACUCCAUGUAUGGACAUGUUGAGAAACUAGCACAAGAAAUCAAGAAAGGCGCUGCUUCGGUAGAAGGCGUUGAGGUCAAAAUAUGGCAGGUGCCUGAGACACUGCCAGAAGAAGUGGUUGGUAAGAUGGGUGCACCACCAAAGACUGAUGCACCAAUCAUCAUUGCCGACGAGCUGGCCACGGCUGAUGGUUUUGUCUUUGGCUUCCCUACUAAAUUCGGGAUUAUGCCUGCUCAAUUUAAGGCUUUCCUAGAUUCCACCAGAGGUCUAUGGAGGACACAACAGCUUGCAGGCAAGCAUGCCGAAAUCUUCUAUAGCACCGGUUCCCAGGGCGGCGGACAAGAGACGACAGCGCUUACUACUAUCACUCAGCUUGUGCAUCACGGAAUGAUAUUUGUUCCGAUCGGAUACACAUUUGGUGUCGGCAUAUUUGAGAUGGAGAACGUGAAAAGUGGAAGCCCAUACGGGGCCGAAACUUAUGCCGGUGAUGGCUCAAGGCAGCCAUCUCAGCUUGAGUUGGACCAAGCAUUCCACCAAGAAAAGUACCUUGCAUCCAUCACAAAGAAGCUCAAGAAGGAACAAGCUCUAUAAAAAAAUCUUGGCUUAAUACUUAUACACAAUAUAAUAAUAAUUAUUCAACUAGACAAUAAUAAUAGUUAUUUAUCUUGUCUUGAGUCUU